Messenger RNA from Cervus elaphus (red deer), 1198 nucleotides. It is a transcript of the gene ACOT8, whose product is annotated as acyl-CoA thioesterase 8. Lineage: Eukaryota; Metazoa; Chordata; Mammalia; Artiodactyla; Cervidae. Gene Ontology annotation, biological process: fatty acid catabolic process; acyl-CoA metabolic process. Gene Ontology annotation, molecular function: fatty acyl-CoA hydrolase activity. Bases 118 to 1071 code for a protein of 317 amino acids. Gene Ontology annotation, cellular component: peroxisomal matrix. The record is from RefSeq and is a predicted model, not a curated record. The transcript is spliced from 6 exons.
UAGGGCCUGAGGGAGACUUCCGGUCACUUAAGAGUCCUCUCGAGGCUGCGCGUUCUGUUCAGGUGUCCGCGUGUGCCCCGCCAGCGCAAAGACCCGGGCCGGCAGCUGGUGAACUACAUGUCGCCCCCUCGGGACCUGGAAGACGAACAGGGCGGCGGCGAUCCACCCGGGGACCUCCGCAGCGUCCUGGUCACCAGCGUGCUCAACCUCGAGCCGCUGGAUGAGGAUCUCUACAGAGGAAGGCAUUACUGGGUACCCUCAACCCAGCGUCUGUUUGGGGGUCAGAUCGUGGGCCAGGCCCUGGUGGCUGCAGCCAAGUCUGUGAGUGAAGAUGUCCAUGUGCAUUCCCUGCAUUGCUACUUUGUACGGAAAGGGGACCCGAAGGUGCCGGUGCUCUACCAGGUGGAGCGGACGCGGACAGGGGCGAGCUUCUCUGUGCGCUUCGUGAAGGCUGUGCAACAUGGCAAGCCCAUCUUCAUCUGCCAGGCUUCCUUCCAGAAGGCCCAGCCCAGCCCCAUGCAGCACCAGUUCUCCAUGCCCGCUGUGCCCCCGCCGGAGGAGCUGCUCAGCCACGAGGCCCUCAUUGACCAGUAUUUGAGGGACCCGAAGCUCCAGGAGAAGUACAGAGUGGGGCUGAACCAAAUUGCUGCCCAGGAGGUGCCCAUUGAGAUCAAGGUGGUAAACCCACCCACUCCAGGCCAGCUGAAGAAAAUGGAACCCAGACAGAUGUUCUGGGUGCGAGCCCAGGGCUAUAUUGGCGAAGGCGACAUGAAGAUGCACUGCUGCGUGGCGGCCUAUAUCUCGGACUAUGCCUUCCUGGGCACAGCAAUGCUGCCCCACCACUGGCAGUACAACGUCGACUUCAUGGUCUCCCUGGACCACUCCAUGUGGUUCCACGCCCCUUUCCGAGCUGACCACUGGAUGCUCUAUGAGUGUGAGAGCCCCUGGGCCGGUGGCUCCCGGGGCCUGGUUCACGGGCGGCUGUGGCGUCAGGAUGGGGUCCUGGCUGUGUCCUGUGCCCAGGAGGGCGUGAUCCGAGUUAAGCCCCAGGACCCAAAGAGCAAUCUGUAGCCAGAGGUGCCAGCUGGGCCUGGGGCUUCAAGGAUCUCUGUUCUCCCCCUACUCCUGAGACAGGAUUACCAUCCAGGGCUGGGCCUUCUGUCCGGGACAUCCAAAUAAAGAGACUCGAACCACUGGA